Molecule: messenger RNA, 416 nt
Organism: Gongylonema pulchrum
Lineage: Eukaryota; Metazoa; Nematoda; Chromadorea; Rhabditida; Gongylonematidae
Source: the annotation of a GenBank genome assembly
CUGAGACGUUUUCUGGUAACAACAGUUCGAAGAUUUUGGCACUGGUACAGAGAUCAUCAACCAGGUCUUUCAUUCUAUGAACUCAUACCUCAGGAUCGUCCAGCUCGUCUCUAUUUUGACCUUGAAUUUUAUCGCGCAUCAAAUCCCGGUGUUAUUGAAGAAGUGUUAAUUAACGACUUUAAUGCUUGCGUGUCGGAAGAUAUGUUAGUGCUUGAGGCCUCAACGGAAACAAAAUUCAGCGAGCAUGUCAUUGUUCAUCUGCACGGUGGUUAUCUUUUUCCAUCAAAUAUUGCUAUGAAACCAUUUAUUGCGGAACUGGAGAAGAAAAUGUUCUCAUCGGGUCGAUGCUUGGUCUGGAAUGCAGAUGCCACGAAACUUGUCACACUAUGCGAUACUGCCGUCUAUUCGUUGUGAGU